Messenger RNA from Physella acuta, 7227 nucleotides. Its product is annotated as leucine-rich repeat serine/threonine-protein kinase 1. Gene Ontology annotation, biological process: protein phosphorylation. The record is from RefSeq and is a predicted model, not a curated record. Gene Ontology annotation, molecular function: ATP binding; protein binding; protein kinase activity. NCBI's taxonomy places the organism in Eukaryota, Metazoa, Mollusca, Gastropoda, Physidae.
AACGGUAUGUGAUUUCCAAGAAUAGGCCCUGUCAACAGGCAGGUAACACGCAAGACCUGUGUAUCCGUCUAUUCCUGUCGAGGCACUAACUAAAACUAGAUCCAGAUCUAUAAGGUUUCUUCAAUUUUAGCUCACGUGGGAAUUUUACAAAAGAAUCAGGAAAACAAAGUUACUAGAGUAUGUUUAUUUAUAGAAGCAGGAAGUAAUAUCCAAGCAUAAACUAUCAAAUGGAGUGGAUCUCAGCAGACGCACGCGAUACAAACAUGAGUUUAACACGAGUAUGUGACGAGUAGUCGAUUUAAAUUUGUUUUCCGACUGUGUAGUUGGCCUACUUUACUUAGGUCUACUUGAAUGCUUCAAUGGAAGAAAGAACCAAACUGGUUUUGGAAUCUUUAAACAAAGCUGACCAACAAAGUCUGAUUCACCACUUGACCUGUAGGGAUGAAUUUGGCCUGCAGGAGCUAAAGUCUCUGUUAGAUCAAACAUCAGCAAUCCUCACUGGCAUCUGUAGGCUGGGAUUUUCUCAAGCUCUUCGUCAUUUGCUUGAUUUACAAGUUGUUGACAUCAAUAAAGAAUUUGAUGGGAAAACAUGUCUUCAGCUGGCCUGCCUGUAUGGACACGUAGAUUUGGUAGAAAUGUUGAUGGCAAAUGGUGCCACAGUUAGCAAACCUGCUUGGGAUGAGGACAGUGAACUCUAUUUAGCCUCUCUAAAUGGUCAUAUCAAAAUACUGAACUUUCUACUUGACAAGCUUCCAGAUCUGAUCAAAGAUGAUAUUACAAUCUACAAACUCAUGUAUGCUGCUUGCACUGGGGGAAACAUGGAUGUUGUACACAAAUGGUUUUCCCCGCAGAUGGACUUUAACAAUGUCAUAGAUUAUGUUCCAACUUUAAAAGCUUGUGAGCUUAUGUAUCCACUUUAUUCUGCCUGCGAAAGAAACCAUUUAAAUGUUGCUUGGUUUUUAAUUGAAAGAAAGGCCUCCAUCACUGAAGAGUUGUGUGAGAAGUUUCCAGAAUUUACCUCCCUUCUUGUGCAAACUAAAUUUCAGAUUUCUAAUCUGAGAGGACUUUUAAAAUUUGAAAUGAUAGACCACAACAUCAAGGCAAUUCUUCCCAAUUGGUUCAGAAAGUUGUCUGACCAAGUCAAUGAUGAGCAUGACCCUGAGCUGAAGAUAGAAAUCAACUUAUCAAAGAACAGAAUUUCUCAUUUGCCAGAUGGUGUUCUGUGGGGCCUGCCAGGUCUUACUGUAUUAGAUAUAUCGGAGAAUCCUUUAAGGGACAUUGCUACGCCCAUUGAUAGAUCUGUGUUAAAUGAUAGCAGUUUAACAUCGCUAGAUGUCUCUAAGUGCAACCUACAGUCAAUUUCACCUGAAAUAUUUUCUCUGCCCUGCCUGAGAUACCUAAACUUGGCCCACAAUUCUCUAAAAACUUUGGGAGAUGACGAGAUUUCAUCUAGCACAAAGUGGAAGUGUACAAAAUUAAAGGAGCUUGAUGUUUGUCACAACCAGAUUACCUCCCUUCCUUCUGGCAUCCAAGCUUGUCACUUGCUGAAAACUCUGACUGCUAGUCACAAUCAGAUCAUUCACUCUUGUUCACCCUGGCAGUGCAGAAUGGAGAACCUUGACCUUUCCCACAACCAGUUGCAGGCUUUCACACCAAGCGCUGACCAGUUCUGGGGCCAGACAUUAAAAGUUUUAAAACUUAACAACAAUCAGUUGACAGAAGUUGGAGAGAGUAUUGUCAGAAUGUGUAAGCUCCACUACCUGGAUUUAUCUCACAACCAAAUUCGAGUUGCACCUGUGGCCCACAUUUGGUGUUGUCAUCUAACCACUCUCAUGUUGGGCAACAACUUGCUGGGGCUGAAGCCACAGAAAACACAACUUCAGAAGAUGGUCUCUUUAAACAAGACUCAAGCUAGAACGUUCCAGUUUCCUGGAUCUCAACUGGCCAACUAUUUGAUUGAAUUAUUGUUGCCAUCAAAUAAUUUAACUGAGGUGCCCGAGGGUGUUUGCCUGCUAGUGAAUUUAUCCGUACUGGAUUUAAGUUUUAACCCUGAAUUAACGAGUCUGCCUGAAGAACUGGGGCUAUUGAAGAAGUUGUCUCUCUUAAAGUUAGAUGGUCUGGUCAUGAAAGACAGGAACCUGCAAGCCUUAGUUACUGAAUCAAAAGACCAGAGUAAUCAAGACAUUAUUGCUUAUUUGGAAAGAAAGUAUAAAAAGUGUGUUCCAUUUUCAAAUGUGAAACUUGUAGUUUUUGGCUGUAAGAAUACAGGUGGUCACUGUCUUGUACAAAAACUGCUCAACAACAAAGAAACAGACAGCAUCAACCAUACAACAAUGACAAUCACCCAAUUGCAGCUAAGUCCAGGUCCUAAGUUAUUCUCCACUCUAGGUCCAGGACCUAAGAGAACUUUGACCUUUGACAUCUGGGAGUUCCCAGAAUCCAGCGAUACAUCUGCUAUCCAGUCCUGCUUCCUAACUCUGAACUCCCUGUACAUCAUCAUCCAUGAUGUUGUCAACAGUGGGACCAACCUGCACUCAGUGGCUGAAAGAAUUUCUUCUAUUCAGGCUUGUGUGCUGAGACCAGAAAUUAUUAUUGUCUUCUUACUGUCACGUACCAUGGACGCAGCCAAUGUGGACCUGGAGCUACAGAGGAAAGUCAAGCAGGAACGGAUAAAGGCUAAAUGUUUUUCUGUUAUCAUUGACAGCGCGGAUUCUGUUGAGACGCUGCGUCAAGGAAUUUAUGACGCAGCUGACAAUAUGAGGGAUGCAACAUUUGAAAGGGAACAUCCACUGAAGGAGAGACAGAUACCAUUAGUGUUCACAGAAAUAGCCAGGAAAACAAAAGAUUUGAGGAGUGAACACAAUAUUUGUACUUUAGAUGAGUUUUUACGGCUUGUGGGAUGUAGCAAAGAAAGUUUAGAAGAUGGAAUAGAUCUCCAUUUAAAGAUGCAUGAAUAUUUGCUGCAAGUUGGUGCCCUGCUCAACUACAAUAUUUAUAGAGGGGAGCUGUCAAACUAUGUGUUCUUAAAUCCUACCUGGCUGUUUAACAUUCUAAGUACUUUUUUAAAGUCAUUAUCAAAGGGAAAAUACACCCAGGCGCAGUUGACUAUUGCAGACGUGAGACAAACGUUGAGGGACCAUUUACCUGAGCAAUAUUUCACAGCCUUUCUUCAUCUCCUGGAAGCUUUUAACAUUGGUGUUCGAAUUAUAGACAACAAAAAAAAUGAAAUCAUAAUUGUGCCGUCUCUGUUACCAAGCCAACCCCCUCAGAUCCAACUAGACCCCCAUGUUGGGGGCUGUAGAGCCAUCCGCCUUUACAGGAUGUCCGCUAUCCCAACACCACUGUGGAGUCAUGUGAUCUCUCAACUCAUUGCUGCCUUUGAACGAUUCUCAACCUCAGAAUGGAAUGUGGGGGACCACAGACCCCGCUUAAGUGGGUCACUUGAAAACAGGAUGACCUCCUUUAAGAUUGGCACCAGGACAAGUUUGAAGGGUCUUCAUAUUUUAAACAAAAACAUACAGUACUGGAAGACUGGGAUUAUGAUCAGCCAUGAUCAGGGUUAUGUCGUAGUGGAAGAGGUGGAGUGUCAAGCAGAGUCCAGUGAUGAAAGCUCAGAACUUGCCAUCCUAGUCAUAGUUCAAACAACAGGGAGCAGCCAGCUAGGCAGCCAUGAGGCAAACCUCAAGAAACUUGCAGUCAUUGGGAUUGUACAGGAUGAGUUGGAGGAGAUUUUGGAGCUCUUUUAUCCAAAGUUCAGAGAUCCCACAGAAGCAGAGAUGAAGCCCUAUGCUCUAUGCCCGCACUGUUACCAGGAUGUUCAACCAUUUUCUGGCUUCAUCUCCACACAACAGCUCCAUUUUUCUGUCAGGGACUGUGCACAGAUGGUGCUAUGGAAGGAACAUGUGACUUGCCUUAAAGGACCUUCAUCCCUGGAACAGCUGGUACCUGAGUUCCUUUUCCUGGAACUGCCACAAGAGUUUAGGAUUUCAUCUGAAAAUUUGAUCUUAUCUGACACAAAACUUGGACAUGGCAUGGCUGGGGCAGUACAGAAGGGUACCCAUAAAGGUGAGCAAGUGGCCAUCAAAGUAUUUCACAGACCAUCAAUGGAACCCCUAGAGGAUAUGUUUGAUGACUCCAUAUAUCCUAAUGUCGCAUGCUUCGAAAAUGGCAAAGAAUUCUCAAGGCAAGAAAAAGACCAAAUGGAAACUGAACAAAGAAAGAUCAGCCUAGCAUUUUCUGAUGUGAGAAGAGAGGUAAGCGUGCUGAGCAAACUGAAACAUAAAUGCAUCGUGGCAUUUGUAGGUGUCUGUGUCAGGCCGCAGCUGCUGCUAGUCAUGGAACUGGCACCUAUGGGCAGUCUGAGAUCCAAACUAAAAGAAACCCAGGUCCUAGACUCCACACACAAAAUUAUCUCUCAGACAGUAUUUGGUAAAGACUUAACAUACAAGAUACUGCUCCAAGUAUGUUCUGGUCUGUCCUACCUGCACAGCUGCAACAUCAUCUACCGCGACCUGAAGCCCGACAACAUCCUGGUCAUGUCACUGGAUGUGGAUGCACCAAUCAAUGUCAAGCUCUCGGAUUAUGGCAUCUCCAAGUUUUCAACACUCCAAGGUCUGAGCGGCCUGUUUGGUACCCCAGGCUACAUGGCUCCAGAGGUCAUGGACCGGCUGGCCUACACAUCCAAGGUGGACAUUUAUUCCUUUGGUAUUGUGAUGCUGGAGGUGCUAACAGGUGUGACACCAGUGGGCAAAGAAUCUCCAAUGCUGUCUAAAAUUAGCAAACACACAAGGCCAGCUCACAUCAGAGACUAUGAGAUCAAGUGUAACUUCCCCUACCUGGAGAAUUUAAUGCCUGAUUGCUGGAACCUGUCUGCUGAGAGCCGCCCAACUUCUGAAGAAAUUAUGAAACAGAUGAAGGCUGAUCAAUUUUUACUUCUGCAUGAUAAUCUGUGGUUGGACUCUAAGGGACCAGACUGGAAAAUAUCAUGUAUCUAUGCUUGUGAGACCUCAGGCAGGUGGGGUGUGUGGAUAUGUGAGUGUGGGCCCCCGGAGCUGCGGAUGUUUAGUGUGUACGAUGUUGAGUCAUCCUGUUACAGUGUCUACAGGUGCCAGGCGCCUGGCAAAAAGGUCAUCUCCAUGCAAAAAGUGGGUUCAAAAAUCUGGCUAGCUUGUCAGGAACUGAAUUAUUUAGAAAUAAUAGCCAGAGGAAACAGAAGCAAAAUAGAAGUGGGUCAAGGUAACCAUUUUCAGGUGGAGCCUCUAAAAAUUCUAACCCACAAGUUACAAGACAUACAGGAUGCCAUCUUCGUGCUAGUUGGGCUGUCAAAUGGCAGUGUUGUGGUGUACUACAACCCACAUAAGAAAUCUCCAGUCCCAGCCAUCACCACACUGGAGCUAAACAACAACGUUCCCAUAUCAAGCAUUUGUUCUGUUGAUGCUAACUUAAUAACCGUUGCUUGUGGUAUGAAGAUUUAUUUCCUCUCCGUGAUGCAUGAAUCUAAUGACAAGGGAAUAUACACACCAAAAAUUUCCCAGACUGGUAUGCUGUGCUUACAAAAAGCUCUGUGCCUGCACAUCUAUGAGCCAAUAGAGUCUAUGGUUGCGGAGUCUGAAGCUCUUUGGUGCAGUCUGGAAGAAACUUCCUGUCUUGUCAAGGUAGAUGUCAACACUAAAAAGGUUGUCCUCAAUUUCUCAAUUACCUGGAACUCUUUCCGGGAUACUGUGAAGCUUGAUGAGGUGUGCACAAACAACCCGAUGCAGUUCUUGGACUCUGGAAGGGUUGGAUCAGAAAGUGCGGCCAACAAUUUUCACAGACACCUGUCACAGGUUAAAGAAAAACAAUCAGAAGUCAGUAGUGAAAACAUUUCCAUAGUAACUCACCACAAAGGCUUAUCAGCACCACCAGAAAAUGCUCAGACUACUCCUAAACCAGCAGUGACUAGCUCAAGUCAAGCUGACUCUGAAGGCCCCCCUGUUCCUCCAUCACGAGCUGACUCUGAAGGCCCCCCUGUUCCUCCAUCACGAGCUGACUCGGUGGGCCCCCCUGUUCCUCCAUCACGAGCUGAUUCUGUGGGCCCCCCUGUUCCUCCAUCACGAGCUGACUCUGUGGGCCCCUCUGUUCCUCCAUCACGAGCUGACUCGGUGGGCCCCCCUGUUCCUCCAUCACGAGCUGACUCGGUGGGCCCCCCUGUUCCUCCAUCACGAGCUGAUUCUGUGGGCCCCCCUGUUCCUCCAUCACGAGUGGUUAGAAGUUUACCAAGAAAAACAAGCCCUCCACCCAUCCCCUCCAAACCAUUUCAAGAACUGGAGAAGUUGACAGCGACCAGCUUGCUUAUAUCUCAAGAUGUUUUAGUGGUGGGAACCAACUGUGGUGGCAUUUUUUCUCUCCCUUUAAGCUAUGUGUCUGACCCUGAAAGUUCACCAGAGAUGUCUGGCUUCACUCUACAACUGCCCCUACUGCGACACCCAGCUAGUAAAAAUGAACCCCCUCAAACUCGACUCAGGACAAAAUCUUCAACAAGUCUUAACAGUGAGCAGCACUCACCGCUGGUCAAAUCUGUUGCAGCAUUGGCUUCCACGGACAGUAAACUUGUGUCGCUGCACUGGGUCAAUAAACAAACGGUUGCUCGACGGACAGGUCUCAGGCGUAACACACAAAAUGAUUACGAGAACAUCAAACGACAAGGCAGUUUGGUCACUUUACUGUCCAGUGAGGAGAUGUCCAGUAGUUUGGAAACUGGUCAGUCACAUGAAGAAACAAAUCCAGGAGAACGUGCCAGCUCGGUAAGUCAAGGUUCAUAUCUAACCUCUCACCCGGAUAUUUAUGAAGACGAGGAAGAAAUCAAAUCUCUGGGCAUUGCUGACAUAGCCAUCUGGGAUAAAAUCAAAACGGACAGAUUGAGAACUUUGAAAAAAUAUGUUAAAGAUGUUCUGUGAAAUUUGUCAAACCAAACUGAUAUUGCUGUAUAAAAUUAUUUUAGAAUGUUACAAGCAUUAGGAUGACUAUGAGUCGGACGAAAGGGUAAAAUAUAAAGUGUGAAUUGUCCAAACAUUACAUGUUCUCUUGUAAUGGCCAGAUAGUUUUGAUUGUGUUGGAUAGCCUGCGAUGUUGUGGGUGAAAUGGCUCAAUUUGUUUUAAUGUGUAAAAUUAUCUUGUAUAUUUUCUAGAACCUUUUUAUUCAAAACCACAAUCCUAAUAUAAAAAUGAAUGCUUAAAAAUACGCAAAUC